Osmia lignaria (orchard mason bee) is the source of this 942-nucleotide messenger RNA. RefSeq lists its product as uncharacterized. Lineage: Eukaryota; Metazoa; Arthropoda; Insecta; Hymenoptera; Megachilidae. Gene Ontology annotation, biological process: DNA replication, removal of RNA primer. Gene Ontology annotation, molecular function: nucleic acid binding; RNA-DNA hybrid ribonuclease activity. The record is from RefSeq and is a predicted model, not a curated record.
AUGUACACCGAUGGGUCCAAGAGGCAGGGGGCCCAGUCGGUUGGAGCGGCUGUCGUCACCAAAAACCACGACAACUGGAACGAGAGGGUCGUUAGCGUGAACCCGAGGGCCACCAUCUUCACUGCAGAAGCAAUCGCGAUGGUGGAAGCGUUAAAGACUUACAAAGAAUCGGAGGACGAUAGAAGACUGUUGCUGUACAGUGACUCGGCGAGUGUUCUCAAAGUUCUAGACGGCAUAAAAAGUAAAAGUAUGAGUGACAUACCGAAUGGUAAAAGAAACGAAAUAAUUGCUAAAAUACUAAAGGAACUGCAUGAAAUCUGUGUGCGUAAAAACUUACCGUGCGAGGUGGCAGCGGACCGUAAAAAAGCGCCGGUCGUAUUCGUGUGGGUGCCAGCGCACAAAGGCAUCGUAGGAAACGAAAAAGCGGACGAGGCGGCGAAGAGGGCCACGGAUCGCCCACCGGACUCGGACUAUGUAAUACCGUAUGAGGAUAUUUUAGUGACCUUGGUGGAAAGUGCGUGGAAGGACUUCUCGACAUAUAUGAGAAGAGAGGCAACCUAUAAGGGCGCGCGUUACUUUAAUGAAAUAGACACGAACGAGGGCUGUAAAAAACCGUGGUUUAAAAAAUUUGCGAUACAAACCAAAAGGACGAUCUCGGUUCUGAGUAAGGUUCGAUCCAAUCAUUAUAACCUGGGAGAAUUACUCGCGAGAAAAUACCUCGUGGAGGACCCGGGGUGCGACUGCGGACAGGCGGUCGAAGACUUGUGUCACGUGAUGUGGGAAUGCGAAAAAUACGAUCAUAUUCGAGGAAAAUUUAUAGACAAACUACGCGAGAGGGAGCUACGGGGUAGACCCCAAUACCAAGACUUGAUUAAAAGGGACAAACCGGCGGUAUGCGUCGCGUUGGCGAGGUUCUUAAUAGAAACGAGCAAAAUAAUUUAG